UAAGUUUUGGACAUAUUUCGGAAUGUAAUUGCGAUCAAAAUUAUUGUUUUUAAUUUUCAGGAAAUGGUAUAAAAAUUAAGUAACGAAAGACAUAACACUUCAAAAAAUGACCGCUCCCAAUACCAUUGAAUCAGCAGAUAAAAAUGAAGAAGUUAUUAAAACAGAAUAUGAAAAAAGGGUGUUACAUUUACACGAAAAUCUUAAGAUGUUACACGGAGCGCUUACGUCAAAAAUAGAAUAUGAGAAAAAGAUGAGGAAAAGUAAAAAGAGUUAUAAAAGGAACGAAAAUGUUCACUCUAUAUAUUUACCAGAUUUCUCGAAUGAGAUAUUAGAUGUUAUUACAAAAUAUAAGGAAACAUUUAUUAAGGCCCCAAAACGAAUCGAUCCAUAUACGAAAGACUUAUUGAGUUGUUUAGAGUUAAUUAAUACGCUAAAAAAUAAAAAUAAAAGGGUGAAUAUGUUUUCACCGAAAAUUAAUGAACAGGAUUUUCAUCGUUUAUGUAAUUUUCAACAAGAAAUAUUAGUUAUGUCUCAAAAGUGUUUCGAAGUUGAAACUCUUCGAUUAUCUGUUAAUGAAGUGUUAACUGAACAAUUGUUUUAUUAAAUAUGUACCUAAUACAAAAAAUAAAAAAUAAAUUAAUUACUUUUUACAUUUGAAA
Onthophagus taurus is the source of this 659-nucleotide messenger RNA. Lineage: Eukaryota; Metazoa; Arthropoda; Insecta; Coleoptera; Scarabaeidae. The record is from RefSeq and is a predicted model, not a curated record.